This is a messenger RNA of Diachasma alloeum, 1578 nucleotides long. RefSeq names its product eukaryotic initiation factor 4A-I (gene eIF4A). Gene Ontology annotation, molecular function: RNA helicase activity; ATP binding; RNA binding. The coding region runs from base 46 to 1317 and encodes 423 amino acids. Lineage: Eukaryota; Metazoa; Arthropoda; Insecta; Hymenoptera; Braconidae. The record is from RefSeq and is a predicted model, not a curated record. The transcript has 6 exons.
CGCAAUAGGAAUUCGUCCUUUCCGUCGCGCAACUGUGAGUGGAACAUGUCGUAUUCGUCUGAACGAAGAAACGAGGAACAAUGGUCGGGAGACUCUAAAAAUGGUCCUAGCGAGAGUGAGCAACCGGCUUAUGAUGGGCCACCAGGAAUGGAGCCAGAUGGUCUCAUCGAGACCAACUGGGAAUCGGUCGUCGAGAGUUUCGAUGACAUGGCCCUGAAGGAGGAGUUGUUGAGGGGUAUUUAUGCCUACGGUUUUGAGAAACCUUCUGCUAUUCAGCAGCGUGCGAUUGUCCCCUGCGUCAAGGGACACGAUGUCAUUGCCCAAGCCCAGUCUGGAACUGGUAAAACUGCAACCUUCUCGAUUUCCAUCCUCCAACAGAUUGACACGGCUGUGAACGAAUGCCAGGCCUUGAUUCUUGCACCAACUAGAGAAUUGGCUCAACAGAUUCAAAAAGUAGUGAUUGCCCUGGGUGACUUCAUGCACGCGCAGUGUCACGCCUGCAUCGGUGGUACCAAUGUCCGUGAGGACAUGCGCAAGCUGGAGUUGGGUGUCCACGUGGUUGUUGGUACCCCAGGACGUGUCUACGACAUGAUAAGUCGACGUGCCCUUCGCACUCAAUGCAUCAAGCUAUUCGUCCUCGACGAGGCCGACGAGAUGUUGUCCCGUGGAUUCAAGGAUCAAAUUCACGAUGUCUUCAAGCUACUCUCCCAGGAGGUCCAGGUGAUUCUGCUGUCAGCGACAAUGCCCACGGACGUGCUCGAGGUGUCCAAGUGCUUCAUGCGAAAUCCCAUUAGCAUUCUCGUGAAGAAGGAGGAAUUGACACUCGAGGGUAUCAAACAAUUUUACGUUUUCGUUGAGCGUGAGGACUGGAAGUUGGAGACACUGUGCGAUCUCUACGACACUCUGAGCAUCACUCAGGCUGUUAUUUUCUGUAACACACGUCGCAAGGUCGACUGGCUAACGGAGAAUAUGCACAGCAGGGACUUCACUGUCUCAGCUAUGCAUGGGGACAUGGAGCAGAGGGAGAGGGAUCUCAUUAUGAGACAAUUCAGAACUGGCUCGUCACGUGUGCUCAUCACGACUGAUCUACUUGCUAGGGGCAUCGAUGUCCAGCAGGUCUCCCUGGUUAUCAAUUACGAUCUUCCUUCCAAUCGUGAGAAUUAUAUCCACAGAAUUGGUCGUGGUGGACGUUUUGGACGUAAAGGAGUCGCCAUCAACUUCGUCACCACCGACGAUAAGCGUACCAUGAACGAUAUCGAGCAGUUCUACAACACUCAUAUUGAUGAAAUGCCAAUGAAUGUUGCCGAUUUGAUUUAAAUAAAAAUCGAACCACGAGACAAAUUGGCGAAUAAAGAAAAAUCUUCAACAUAAAUACCGAAAAAAAAAACAGAAAAAACCAACAAACCUUAAAAUAAUUAACAAAAAAAUCGCAAAACAGUUUUAAAAACGAAAAAAUAAAUAAAAGUAAGUGGAAAAAAAAACAUAACCGAGCUCUCAGCUGAUCUCUCAUGUGGUGUGUGAGUAUAUUAUAAAUACCGAAAACAACAAACAAAAAUAUCUGAUUUUUUUUUCACUCGA